Molecule: messenger RNA, 2503 nt
Organism: Hibiscus syriacus
Lineage: Eukaryota; Viridiplantae; Streptophyta; Magnoliopsida; Malvales; Malvaceae
Product: two-component response regulator-like APRR5
Exons: 8
Coding region: 224-2305 (693 amino acids)
Biological process (GO): cytokinin-activated signaling pathway; phosphorelay signal transduction system
Molecular function (GO): protein binding
Source: RefSeq, a predicted model, not a curated record
GAGAUAUUUUUUCACCCUUUGAUUGCAAUUCAAUUGCCGUCCCAUGUAAGGGACUAGUUUUAGAUAUUUUUUUUAUAGGUAGCAGCUGCUGUCCAAAAUAGAUUUUUAGCUUACCAUGGUAAUAGGUUUUCCAUUUCUUUUGCUCUCUUUUAGCAUUGCUUCAAUUUCGGAGCUUCAAGCGAGGUGAAUAUUCUAAUACUUGGGCUGAUUCUGAUUAUAAAAUAUGGGUGAGGUUGUGGUGAGUAUUGAGGAGGUGAGAAUUGGGAAUGAAACUGACAAUCAAAACGGGGAGUCGGAAGGGAAUAUGGAGACGACGGCGACUGCGAAGGGUGGGGGUUCUUCUUCCGGAGCUGUAGUGAAUUGGGGAAGGUUUUUACCCAUACGGGCUUUGAGGGUUUUGUUGGUGGAAGCUGAUGAUUCAACCAGGCAGAUUAUAUAUGCUCUUCUCAGAAAAUGCAGUUAUAGAGUUGCUGCUGUUCCUGAUGGCUUGAAGGCAUGGGAGAUGCUGAAAGGAAGACCUCAUAACGUAGAUCUCAUUUUGACAGAAGUGGAUUUGCCAUCUAUAUCGGGAUUCGCUCUUCUUACGCUAAUCAUGGAGCAUGAUGUUUGUAAAAACAUCCCUGUUAUAAUGAUGUCCUCACAAGAUUCAGUUAGCACAGUGUACAAAUGCAUGUUGACAGGGGCGGCCGACUACCUUGUUAAGCCGAUAAGGAGAAAUGAGCUGAAAAAUUUAUGGCAGCAUGUAUGGAGAAGACAAUCAUUAAUAGCUGGAGGGAACUCCCCCCGGGAUGAGAGCGUUGGACAGAAAACGGUUGAAGCUAGCUCUGAAAAUGAUGCUGCAAGCAAUCAUUCCAUUGGUUGCUUGGCUGCCGUCCGGAAAAAUAAGGAACAAACUGAGAAAGGUAGUGAUGCUCAGAGCUCCUGUACGAAGCCAGAUAUGGAAGCUGAGAGUAUCCACAAGGAAAAUAUACAGGAAUUCUCGCACUUGAUAAAGAGAAAAUCUCUAUCGAUUGAACUGCAGGAGCAUGAAGCUCAUGCCAGUUUCAACCAGAACCUGCUCAUGCAUCAGACAGAAACUGAGGUUGCUGAUUACUGCAAGGAUGCUUACGCCACAAUUGUGCACCAGGGCUUUGAACUGGAAAACCAAAAAAGGGAUUCUAAUAUCUUGGUCGAGGCUGGUGAGGCGCUUCUUGGUUCACCAAGACAAGCUAUCGACUUCAUGGGAACAUUUAGUAAAAAUUGCAUUUCUUCUUCAAUAAAUAGCUCAAGAAAGCUUGAUUCUUCUCCAUACUUGGAUCUUUCCUUGAGAAGAAGUAAUCCUAGUGUAUUUGAGAAUCAUGUUACUCAAGAAAGGCCUACCCUCUGGCAUCCUAAUUCAUCAGCCUUCACAAGGUACACUAGAAGAGUAUCACAGCCCUUGCAAUCAACAUUGAUGAGUGCUGGUGAUCAGAAGAAAGACUCCGAGACUAAUUCUGAGAAGAUAUUGACCAAUAUUAUUUCCGAGUAUACUCCUACUCCUACUCCUACUCCUACACUAACUCCUCAAAGAAGCAUGAUUCCUUCGACCACUGGAGCUACUAGUGAAUUGAAGCAAACUGCAGUAGAUGCACCAUGCACACAACAGAAAGUAUUUCCUGUCCCAGUACCAGUGAAGGGUAUACGACCGAAUAAUCCAUGCAAUGGUUAUAACACUAUAAUUCCUCCAAUCUUUUGUUCGCAGUCAAGGUCAUCCAUGCCAAGUCGAAGCUCAGCCAACCAGCAGGAACCUGCCUUUCGCGUGAAUCUGUUUCGCCAUUCCAGUUUUGAAGCCAACUCCUCUGGACAGUUGUUUGAGCAACUUGCCUCCAAUACAAAUCAGUCAACCAACCAGCCCUUGAGCGCGCUGGAUUCAGUUGAAGAUAGAGGACAUAUUUCUCCCACUACUGAUCAGAGUACAAACAGCAGUUUUUGUAAUGGCUCCUUAAGUCAACUUAACGGUAUUGCAUAUGGAAGCACUGGUGCAAGUAACGGCAAUGUUGAUCAGGUUGCAAUCCCCCGGGCUUCCACAGAGAGCAAGAACGAUGAAAGUUUUCCUAGUCCUAGUGUAAAUUCAUGCCGUUCUAUCCAAAGGGAAGCAGCUCUCAUGAAGUUCCGCUUGAAGCGAAAGGAUAGAUGCUACGAGAAAAAGGUCCGAUAUGAGAGCAGAAAGAAGCUCGCAGAGCAGCGCCCACGAGUAAAAGGUCAGUUUGUCCGUCAAGUGCAGGCUAAUCCCACGCAUACAGAAGCUGAGCGUCUUCAUGGAAAUUCAACAGAUGGAUAUGCUUAGUUGCAUUCCAACUCUAUAAACAGAGGAGACCAGGCACUUGCUUAUGCAACCUUUUGUUUUGUAAAGCUGAGGAAACGGAGAGGAGGCUGAAUUUUAUACAUAGAAUAGCACAUAUCCAUACUUAUUAUGAUAUUAGUGGUUAAUGACACAGGUUGCUAUGUACUUUUAUAAAAAAUAAUGUUUUGAUGUUUUGUAGUC